Messenger RNA from Parnassius mnemosyne (clouded apollo), 2581 nucleotides. The record is from the annotation of a GenBank genome assembly. NCBI's taxonomy places the organism in Eukaryota, Metazoa, Arthropoda, Insecta, Lepidoptera, Papilionidae.
GUGAUUUGAUCGAGUGAAGUUACGUUGAAGUGUUAAACUCCGUGCUUAUCCUCUCACGUUCAAAAUUGUGAUACAAGUGUACCCUUCAUCAUGAAGAAUACUUGUUGUGUUCCGCAUUGUGAAAGUAAGCGUCGUAAUUUUAAAUUACAUUGUUUUCCAAAGACUGAGAUAGGACUCAAGUGGGUGGAAAAAAUAAAUUGUGAAAAAUUAAAGCAGCUCAGUGCAGAAGAACUACAUAAGUUUUUUGUGUGUCACAAGCAUUUCGAGGCGAGAUUUGUUACCGGCAGUUUGCGUCUUCGCCAUUUUGCUUAUCCCACCUUAUUUACGGCUGACGAAAUAAAUACUGGAAUACCUGCUCUGGAAAUGGAAAACUAUGAAAACCAAAAUGUUUUUUAUGAUCAUGAUUAUACACAAGCACGAAAAAGACACCAUGAAGAUCAUUCCUACUUCAAAACACAACCUUUGAAAUCACAAGAUUACAAUGAACCACCAUCCAUCUAUAAACAUUUUAAAAUGACAGAAAAAAUAGCAGUGUGUCUACAUCAUGACAAAGCUGCCAAUAUGCCAUCUACUAGUAAGGACUUUGAAAAAACUGCUUGUGACCAAAACAAUCAACAACCGACAAUACCAGAUUUGCCGCAAUUUAGUAAUGUGGUGACAUCUAAAAAGUGCAUCCGGAAGAAUACUACAAGGAAUAAAAAAAUUUCACCAUCAUAUUUGAGAAUAUUGAAUGAGUUAAAAAAAGCUAAAAAACAGUUAAGCUUUGCUAAAAGGGCUAUGAAGUUUUCUAAAAAGGAAAACUUUGAAAAAUUGACUUGUAACUUGAAACCCCUUGCGAAAAAAAUUAUAUGGAUGCAAAUAAUGCAAAGUGGAAAACAUUCAAAAGGGUGGAGAUUCUCUGAUGAGGAAAAAAUGAUUGCACUUGCUAUAAUGAAACAAAGCCCAAAAAGCUACAGAUUUUUACGAAGAAUAUUCAUUCUUCCCUCCAUAAGGACAAUUAAUAAAUUAAUUAAUAAGUUGAAAAUGGAUUCGAGAAUAAAUCCUCAUAUAUUCAAAGCGAUUAAAACUGAGGUUGCAAAUUGGCAAGAAUCGAAAAAUAUUGCUCGCUAAUAUUUGAUGAAGUUUCGAUAGAGCCAGGUCUUACAUAUGACAAAUACAAUGACAAUAUCUGUGGGCUUGUAGAGUUACUGUCAAAAACCUGUGACUAUGCUGACCAUGCCUUAGUGUUCCUCAUUCGAGGCGCUGUACACAAAUGGCAACAGCCUAUUGCCUUUUAUUUUUGUAAAGGAACUACACCUGCACUUAUAUUAAAAAAUAUAAUAGAGCAAGUGACAGAAGAAAUAAUAAAAACUGGAUUAAUUCCUGUGGCUUUGAUAUCAGACCAGGGAACUUCAUUCCAGUCAGCUAUUAAUAAGUUGAAGGAAGAUACAAGAAAAAAACAAAUAUUGGCAAAGGAAAAUACUGACGACAUAAUCAUAAUAAGAGGUCAGAAGAUUAAUGUGAUAUUUGAUCCUCCGCACCUCAUUAAAGGACUAAGAAACAAUUUUCUUGACAAAAAUAUAUUAUUGAAUGGGAAAACAUCAAAAUGGAAUGACAUUGUAGAUGUUCAUUUAACAGACUGCAAACAUGCAGAAAUGCAUUUGCUGCAUAAGUUAAAUGAUGAACAUGUCAUUCCUCAGAAAAUAAAAAAAAUGAAGGUGAAAAACUGCAGUCGUCAAUAGCAAGACUGUUGCAGGAGCCUUGGCAUACACAUCACAAUUUUCCCACUAUGCUGAUGGCAAAGCUGUAAGCUCAACAUUAAAAAAUACUUCAGAAGUUGUGUCAUUUUUCGAUGAUUUAUUUGAUUCGUGUAAUGGGGCAGCACUUACACGGAAAAACAAAGGGAAGCCCUUAAGGCAAGCUGUAACGAACUCAUCGGACCACGAAAUUUUUUGGAAAAAUUCCAUAAAAAAAUUAGAAGAAAUGAGAUUUAUCAAUAAAGAGGGCAAAGAGUGUAUUGUGCCCUCUCAAAAAAAUUAUGUUGUGACAUUAAAAAGUUUAACUAGAUUGUGGCGCUUCUUUAAAGAAAAGGGUUUAAAAAUUAUGCGCCCAAGGUACUUCAAUUCUGACCCAAUUGAAAACUUUUUUGGACAAAUGCGGGCAUAUAGUUUUAGAAGCAAUGACCCAAAUUGUCAAGCAUUUAAAAAUAUAUUUCGCUCCUUGUUAGUUACCAGAUUCAUUAAUUUUCAUUCAGAAAAUUAUAAUUGUGAGGAGACUUCGGGAGAACAAAUAAUACAAUUAAAAAAAUUAUUAGAGGCACCACAAGUUUGUGAAACCCAGACGCCUCUGUCAAGUUCUAAUGUAAUAAUCUCUCCCGAAGACAUGAAAAAUAUUCAAGUAGAAGCUCGAAAAGAAAGACUCAGUGUACACUCUCGUGCAUAUACUGCGGGAUGGGUUGUGAAAAAAUGUUUAAAAAUAAUUAAAUUAUGUAUAUGGAACUGGUGUAACAUAGUGAAUAAAAUUUUAAAAGGGUUUGAUAUUGUCAGAUUAAAAUUACAUAAGCAAUUGCCGCAUAUGCAAGAUAAAGCUUAUAAAAAAUUUC